UUUCAUAAGUACUGAGUAUAAAGAUGUGCAUUCUUUUGGAGCUUCUGGCUUGCCAAUAAAGCACCUGUUCUGUAACAAGAAGCUGUUCAGUUGUUUACCGGAAGAUGAGCAGAACGUUUGUACUACUUCUCGUAGCUACUAGCUCGGCAUCCGCCUUGUCAGGAUGUGGCCAGCCGACAAAACACUAUUCUACGAUGGGAUGUACUCCCAGCAGCGAAACGAACGCCCAAGGUUGUCCCGUUAGCUACGACUGUCCGAACUUGACGAAUCGCAAAUCCGAUGCUUGCUAUCUGUUUGGCAAGGUCUUUGCUCCAAAUGAAAAGGUUCCACACUCGGAAACUGCGUCCGCAUGCAUUGCUAAUGUAAACUGCGUUAGCGAUGGAACUUCAAAAGCUCACUUCAUCCACACUCAUGAAGAUUGCGCAGAUUUUCUUAAACCUCGUAGCGAGCUGUGCGUUCGACAGUACAAGCUUGGACAAUGUUGUUCGUCGGGGGAUGUUUGCGGUGAUGAUCGUAAGACCUUGGUACAGUGUAAUGUUUCAGGCCAAUCCUACUACGAAGGUGAGCGACUCGCAAUACCCGGUAAUCCUUGCCGGAAUUGCAUAUGUGCUGCAGGCUUUGAUGAGGAAAAUCUUUCCAAUUAUGAACACUGCAUCGAAGAUAGAUGUACCUUUGAAGUUCUCGGGAAAACAGAUGGUGGCGCCAUUCCCGUGUACAAAGACGGCUCCUGUUGUCCUUGGGACUGGAGAUUGCCUGCUGCUACCGAUAAGUUGGUAAAAAGUGCCAUUGCUUCGAGUGAUUCCAGCCUUCAGUGCAAGUAUGGAGAAAUUAUAAUGCAUGUAGGAGAUUCCCUGGAACCAAUUACCACACUAGAAGGAACAUACACGUGUAGCUGUGCUAUUCCUCCACUCGCGUACUGCAGGUUUGUGGAGGCGGUUGGUAAUUGAUUUAUAAUUUGCUAUUCCGCAAGCUUUAGAAAAAAACAAAUAAAUGUUCAAUCAGGUAUAUAUUAGCUUAGCUUAAUCGCCCGAAAAAUACAAUGGAACAAAUGUAACGUUGAAUUUAGAAUUAAAAGUAUAUUCAUAGAAAAAACUAACAAACGUAGACAAUACGUGGGUUUUUUUGAAUAAUUGUGAAUAUUUCAGGUGUAGUAGGAACGCAUUAAAAUUCUAUCAUUUUUUAAAUUUUAAGCGUAUCUGUUGUUGAUGGCAAUACAUCGAUUGUAUUCAUCAACAUUCAUGUAUCAGCCAAAUAAAUAUCAAACGACGGUGUGGGUUUUUCAUAGCAAUAAUGUAAACUACGUAUUGUAUACACAGCUGUUUAAAGCAUUC
Molecule: messenger RNA, 1331 nt
Organism: Sabethes cyaneus
Lineage: Eukaryota; Metazoa; Arthropoda; Insecta; Diptera; Culicidae
Exons: 4
Coding region: 105-947 (280 amino acids)
Source: RefSeq, a predicted model, not a curated record